UGUCGCCUCCCUCUAUCUCGACCUCGCGAGACGCAGGCCAGUCUCGCGGCAACAACAACUCGAUAUGCGUUGCGUCACGUAGCACUGCGUCUUUCUCAUCUUCGAAUCGCGACGACGAGAAUUUCGUUUCCGGGGUGAGCGACGAGGAACAUGCGCCGCAUCCCGCUCAUCUCCUGACUAACGUUUCCAGAUAUCGCAGGUGUCCGACAGAGUUUCGUCCGAGGAUGAUCGCCCGCUAGCCCGAGCGAAGGUUGCCACGGAGCAGGAAGGCGGUCUACUUAGCUGGGGCGCCGGGUUUUCCGGAUUAUUGAUCAAUCAACGCGCUCCAGACUCAGACAAAGCCGGCCUCUUCAAGUCUCGUAUACAAGAAAUAAGAUCGCGUGUCGCAGAUCCGAGAUGGGACGUACAGUGACAGUGGCGGUUUGCACGCUGAACCAGUGGGCGAUGGACUUCGACGGGAAUCACCGGAGGAUUCUGCAGAGCAUACAGGAGGCGAAGGAAGCCGGCGCUGCUUACAGGAGUGGUCCGGAAUUAGAGAUCUGCGGCUACAGCUGCGAGGACCAUUUCAACGAGUCGGACACUCUGUUGCACUGCUGGGAGGUUCUCGCGAGCUUGCUCAAGUCCAGCGUAUGCGAGGACAUGCUGAUAGACGUCGGCAUGCCGGUGAUGCACAAGAACGUCACGUAUAACUGCAGAGUGGCCUUCCUGAACCAACGGCUGCUGCUGAUCAGGCCGAAGAUGCGGCUCUGCGAGGACGGCAAUUACAGGGAGAGCAGGUGGUUCUCCCCGUGGACGAAAGCACGCACGGUCGAAGAUUACUUCCUGCCACGGAUGAUAUCGCAGAUCACCGGGCAGACCAUAGUGCCUUUCGGCGACGCGGUCAUCGCGACGACGGACACCUGCGUGGGCUUCGAGAUAUGCGAGGAGCUUUGGCAUCCGGACAGCAAUCACAUUCCCAUGUCCUUGGACGGCGUGGAGAUAAUCGCAAACGGGAGCGGCUCCUAUUUUGAACUGCGCAAGGCCUACGUCACAGUGGACCUCGUCAAGUCGGCCACUUUCAAAUCUGGCGGUUGCUACAUGUUCAGCAAUUUGCGCGGCUGCGACGGCAACAGGCUCUACUUCAACGGCGGCUCCAGUAUCGCCCUGAAUGGCCAGAUAUUGAAUCGCGGCCGGCAAUUCGCUCUCGAGGAGGUGGAGGUGGUCGUCGCCACGUUCGAUUUGGAGGACAUAAGGAAUUAUCGAAAUAGUAUCCGAUCGCGAUCGCAUGCGGCUGCCGCGUCGGCGAGUUACCCGCGCGUCAAGGUCGAGUUCGCGCUAACCCCGGCGAACCUCUUCUCGGCUCCGCCGGACCGACCGCUCGAUGGCCCAGUGGAUCUUUACGAUGACGACGAUGACAACAAUCGGCCCAGACUCGAGUAUCACAGCCCGGAAGAGGAGAUCGCAAUGGCGCCGGCAUGCUGGUUGUGGGAUUACCUCAGACGCGCUUAUCAAGGCGGAUUCUUCCUACCGUUGAGCGGCGGUGUCGACUCGUCCGCUUCGGCGUGCAUAGUGUAUUCCAUGUGUCAGAUGAUCGUCGACGCGAUCAAUAGGGGAGACACACAGGUCUUGGCGGACGUGAGGAAGAUCGUCGGCGACAGCGAGUACACGCCGGUGGACGCGAAACAGCUGUGCAACCACAUACUGGUCACUUGUUACAUGGGAACGGAGAACUCGUCGGCGGAGACGAAGGCGCGAGCGAGCGAGCUGGCCGGUCAGCUCGGCUCCUAUCAUCACGGCGUGCUGAUCGACAGCGCGGUUUCCGCCGUCCUGGGCAUCUUCCAGCAGGUGACCAAGCUGACCCCCAAGUUCCGUGCGCACGGUGGAUCGCCUCGAGAGAACGUCGCUUUGCAAAACGUACAAGCGCGGCUACGCAUGGUGAUCGCCUACCUGUUCGCCCAACUGAUACUGUGGGUGCGAGGCCGGCCGGGCGGCCUCUUGGUGCUGGGCAGCGGCAACGUGGACGAAGCUCUACGAGGCUAUCUGACCAAGUACGACUGCAGCAGCGCCGACAUCAACCCCAUCGGCGGCAUCUCCAAGAGCGACCUCAAGAAGUUCCUCGUGUACUUCAGGCAGAAGCACGGGAUAUCCGCACUGGACGGUAUCCUGCAAGCGCCGCCGACCGCCGAACUGGAGCCGCUGCAGGCGGGGCAGCUCGCGCAGAUCGACGAGGUGGACAUGGGCAUGACGUACAAGGAGCUGUCGGUGUUCGGCCGCCUGAGAAAGCAGAACUGCGCCGGGCCCUUCAGCAUGUUCUGCAGGCUCGUGCAUAUGUGGGACCAUUGCACGCCAAAGGAAGUGGCCGACAAGGUGAAGCACUUUUACCGGUGUUACGCCAUACACCGUCACAAGAUGACGGUGCUGACGCCGUCGUGCCACGCGGAGACCUACAGCCCGGACGACAACCGCUUCGAUCAUCGGCCCUUCCUCUACAAUUACACGUGGAAGUGGCAGUUCGCGGCGAUCGACGAGCAGGUAAAACGACUCAGCAGCGAAAAGAAACCGUACAGAGUUCCAACGCCGCGCCAUACCGGUCCGAAAGUGCUCAGCGCCGCGCCCAGACACUUGUCGUUCAGCCCGCUUUCCAGUACGCCGAUCGCAACCGACCGGUUGUCGAAUUCGAUUCGCCCACGAUGCUAGUGCGCCCACGGAGAGUUCCACCACCACCGGUGCGAGGCAACAAUAGGCAAUCGUUAGAAGAGACGGAUGUUCCCAGCUAAAAGCCCAGCCGAGAAAUGUAUGCGAAUGAAAGCGAGAAAAGAGAGAGAGCCAAGCUAUUUUUUAAGAGUUGACUCGAAUAAACGGUGAAUGAUGAAGUAUUUUCGCUUUUAAA
This is a messenger RNA of Dinoponera quadriceps, 2869 nucleotides long. RefSeq names its product probable glutamine-dependent NAD(+) synthetase (gene Nadsyn). Lineage: Eukaryota; Metazoa; Arthropoda; Insecta; Hymenoptera; Formicidae. The record is from RefSeq and is a predicted model, not a curated record. Gene Ontology annotation, molecular function: NAD+ synthase (glutamine-hydrolyzing) activity; ATP binding; glutaminase activity. Gene Ontology annotation, cellular component: cytoplasm. Gene Ontology annotation, biological process: NAD+ biosynthetic process. Bases 397 to 2676 code for a protein of 759 amino acids. The transcript is spliced from 14 exons.